Molecule: messenger RNA, 5205 nt
Organism: Gadus macrocephalus (Pacific cod)
Lineage: Eukaryota; Metazoa; Chordata; Actinopteri; Gadiformes; Gadidae
Gene: epha3
Product: eph receptor A3
Exons: 19
Coding region: 378-3317 (979 amino acids)
Biological process (GO): axon guidance; protein phosphorylation; cell surface receptor protein tyrosine kinase signaling pathway
Cellular component (GO): neuron projection; plasma membrane
Molecular function (GO): protein binding; ATP binding; transmembrane-ephrin receptor activity
Source: RefSeq, a predicted model, not a curated record
GAGAGAUAGCAAGCGAGCGAGAAAGGGAGACAGAGUGAGAGAGAAAGAGAAAAAAAGAGGGCGCAAACAAGAGUGAGAAGGGGGAGAAAGAAACAGGAGAGUUGGAUGUAUAAAGAGAAGAGAUAGCGAGCAAACGAGCGCGAGAGAGAGCGAGAGCGCGACCGAGUGUGAGAGAGAGAGAGAGAGAGAGAGAGAGAGAGAGAGAGAGAGAGAGAGAGAGAGAGAGAGAGAGAGAGAGAGAGCGCACGAGGUAGAGGGAGAGCGAGCGAGAGGGGGAGAGAGAGAGUGGACGAGAUCAGGGGAAACAGUUUUCACAUCAGUCAGUGGCAUGCUUCAUGGAGUUAUGUACCUCGCGCGCUGCCAUUUGAACCGCCGUCAUGUAUUGCAAAUCGCGAGCACUUGUUUUGGUUUUAUCUCUUCUACUUUCGCUUGGGGUUCCAGUGUUUCUCGUCACCUAUCCCUCCAAUGAAGUCAACUUGUUGGACUCAAAAGCAAGCCAGGGGGAGUUGAGAUGGUUGUCCUAUCCUCUACACGGGUGGGAGGAGAUCAGUGGCGUGGACGAACACUACACCCCCAUCCGCACCUUCCAGGUGUGCAACGUCAUGGAGUUCAGCCAGAACAACUGGCUCCGCACCAACUGGAUCUCCCGGCGCUCCGCCGUGAAGAUCUACGUGGAGCUCAAGUUCACGCUGCGCGACUGCAACUCCAUCCCGCUGGUCCUGGGCACCUGCAAGGAGACCUUCAACCUCUGGUACCUGGAGACGGAGGAGCGCGAGCAGGAGUCGCGCUUCCGCGAGCACCAGUUCUCCAAGAUCGACACCAUCGCGGCCGACGAGAGCUUCACCCAGAUGGACCUGGGCGACCGCAUCCUCAAGCUCAACACGGAGGUGCGCGAGGUGGGGCCCAUGUCUAAGAAGGGCUUCUACCUGGCCUUCCAGGACGUGGGAGCGUGCGUGGCCCUGGUGUCGGUGCGCGUGUACUUUAAGAUGUGCCCGCUGAUCGUGAGGAACCUGGCGUCCUUCCCCGAAACGGUGCCCACCGACUCCCAGUCGCUGGUGGAGGUCCGGGGCUCUUGCGUCAAUCACUCCAAGGAGGAGGAGUCCCCGCGCAUGUACUGCAGCACGGAGGGGGAGUGGCUGGUGCCCAUCGGGAAGUGCCUGUGCAACCCCGGGUACGAGGAGCGAGCGAGCGCCUGUCAAAUGUGUCGACCGGGCUUCUAUAAAUCCGCUGUGGGCAACGCGGAGUGUUCGAAGUGCCCUCCCCACAGCGUCUCCCACCAUGAGGGGGCGCUCUCCUGCGCUUGUGAAAAUAACUAUUUCCGCGCAGAUGAAGACCCUGCCUCCAUGGCCUGCACACGUCCUCCGUCUGCUCCCCGCAACGUCAUCUCGGUCAUCAACGAGACCUCGGUCAUCCUGGACUGGUCCUGGCCCGAGGACACGGGCGGGCGGAGAGACCUCUUCUUCACCGUCCUGUGCAAGCGAUGCCAAGGUGUAGGAGGAGUUCUGCGCUGCGAGCCCUGCCGUAGCAACGUGCGUUUCCUGCCGUGGGCGGCGGGCCUGAGGAACACCACGGUGACGGUGACCGACCUGUUGGCCCACACCAACUACACCUUCGAGGUGGAGGCGCAGAACGGCGUCUCGGGAAUGGCGGUGGCAAUGCGGCAGUACGCCGUCGUCUCCAUAACGACCAACCAAGCAGCACCCUCUCCGGUGACAGUGAUCCGGAAAGAGAGCACAUCUCGGAACAGCAUCUCCCUUUCAUGGCUGGAGCCAGAGAGGCCCAACGGAAUCAUCCUGGAUUACGAGGUCAAGUAUUACGAGAAGCAGGAGCAGGAGACCAGCUACACCAUCCUGCGCGCCAAGGGCUGCAACGUGACGCUGAGCGGGCUGAAGGCAGACACGGCCUACCUGCUGCAGAUCAGGGCCCGCACUGCAGCCGGGUACGGAGCCAGCAGCCGCAGCUUCGAAUUCGAGACCAGUCCUGACUCCGCCUUUUCCAUGUCGAGUGAGAAUAGCCAAGUGGUUCUGAUCGCCGUCUCGUCAGCGGUGGCCAUUAUCCUGCUCAUCGUGCUCCUCUAUGUCGUCAUAAGCAGGUUCUGUUGCCACAGCAAAUCCAAACAUCCCGAUGAGAAAAGACACUUUGGCAAUGGUCACUUGCGUCUCCCAGGUAUCAGGACCUACGUGGACCCCCACACAUACGAGGACCCCAGCCAGGCAGUGCACGAGUUUGCUAAGGAGCUGGAUGCAUCAUGCAUCGCCAUUGAUAAAGUAGUGGGAGCAGGUGAGUUUGGGGAGGUGUGCAGCGGUCGACUCAAGCUGCCCAGCAAGAAGGAAAUGUGUGUAGCCAUCAAGACGCUGAAGGCGGGCUACACUGACAAACAGAGGCGGGAGUUCUUGGCAGAGGCGUCAAUCAUGGGCCAAUUUGAUCACCCUAACAUUAUCAGGCUGGAGGGGGUCGUAACACGCAGCAAGCCUGUGAUGAUCGUCACAGAGUACAUGGAGAACGGAUCACUGGACAGCUUUCUAAGAAAGCAUGACGCCCAGUUUACCGGCAUCCAGCUGGUGGGCAUGCUGCGUGGCAUCGCCUCGGGCAUGAAGUACCUGUCCGACAUGGGAUACGUCCAUCGGGACCUGGCGGCUCGGAACAUUCUGGUCAACAGCAACCUGGUGUGCAAGGUGUCCGACUUCGGCCUGUCCCGAGUCCUGGAGGACGACCCGGAGGCUGCCUACACCACGAGGGGCGGUAAGAUCCCUAUCCGGUGGACGGCACCUGAGGCCAUAGCCUACAGGAAGUUUACAUCCUCCAGUGAUGCCUGGAGCUACGGCAUCCUGCUCUGGGAAGUGAUGUCGUACGGGGAGCGGCCAUACUGGGAGAUGUCCAAUCAGGACGUGAUCAAGGCAGUGGACGAGGGCUACCGCCUGCCCCCGCCCAUGGACUGCCCCGCUGCCCUCUACCAACUGAUGCUUGACUGCUGGCAGAAGGAGAGGAACAACCGGCCCAAGUUCGAGCACAUCGUCAGCAUCCUGGACAAGCUCAUCCGCAACCCCGGGACCCUGAAGAUCACGGCCAACACAACCUCCAGGCCAACCAAUCAACUGCUGGAACAGAGCACCUCAGAGGCGACAUCGUGGGACACCGUAGGAGACUGGAUGGAUGGGAUGAGGACGCUGCCUUGCAAGGAAGCCUUCUCUGGUGUUUGCUACAGCUCCUGUGACACCAUGCCCAAGACCUCUACAGAAAUGGUUGUGACCGAGGUCCACAUCACUCCCGCCUCCUGCCCCGAAUGGGAGCCGUCCAUGGGGAUGACCACCCUCUAGCCUCUCCUCCUCCUCUGGCUCUGGAUGGGAUCUGAAGAAGGCCGGAGGAACCCUCGGCGGCUCUCAGAAGAACAUUGUGAGCAGCCUGAAAGCAUCCCUGGACGCCCACACCAAGAACUGCCCCGUGCCGGUUUAACAUCAUCACAGCAACACAAAAGACAAGCAUGUGUACAAAAAGAGAAGCAAGAACAAUACUAAAAGGUUGAGCGAUGUUGGGCACGGCCCAGCCCGGUCGGUCGGGACCGGUCCCGCUGGGUCGAGGGGCGGGGAUACUGCUCUGCCAACACAGUGGCCAUCACCAUGGAGAUAAAACACUGAAAAAGAUUGAAUGUAGUAAUGAGAGAGGGGCGACAUUUAUAUACAUAAAGAUAUAUAGAUAUAUAAAUAUACAUCUAUAGAUCUAUAUGUUUAUAUGUAUAUAUCGGUCCAGUCAAAUAUGAUGUCAUAACCCGGGUCGCCGGGGUAACAGGGAUCCAGCAAAAGUCCUGCCAGCUUGUUAAAGCUCGCCGACUCCUGAAGCGACUAACUUGUCCACGAUGAGAGGCCUUACGGACACAUAGCAGAAGAGUGAUGCGGGGGGGGGCAAAGACAAUGUGCCAAGGAGUGUUGUUGUUGUGUGUGUGUGUGUGUGUGUGGGCGGGGCGGGGCUUGGGACAGGGUGUUUUGAUAUUGCCCCUGUGAUCUGCAACCUGAAGAGGAGAGCCACCGGCCCCUUUUGUCCAAUCCAUAAAGGGACGGAUCUUGUGAUGUCUUGCAUAAAAGAUGGCGGCAGACAGCAGCAGCGCUGGCUCGGGAACCUUCUCCCGGCCGGACGCUGAGCCGAGGGGGGGGUUGAGGUUUGGUCCACCGGUCAUCUGAGAACCCUAGAUACCAUAUAACCAUAUACACACAGCUAGAUUAAUAACAAAGCCAUUUUACGUUGUAGCUCUAGCCUCUGCAAUAUUUUACACAACGGGUGUGCCAUUUGAAGCAAUAAUUCUACUAAUAAUAAUCAUUAUAAUCGUAUUGUCUCAUCCAUAUAGCCCAUGCAUCUGUCUGUCACAUGUAUAUCGUGCGUCAAAAUGGUGUGCUUUCAAACGCACAGGAACUAAAGUCACACUUCAAACACCACUAGUAUUGUUGAGAGGGACUGAAUGAGAGGGGAUGACAGGUCAACGGAUAGUGGGAGCGAGGAAGAGUAUGGAAAAGGACUCAUGUUCAGCCAAGAUGCAAUAGUGUGUAUGUUACGAUGUUAUGUACUGAAACCAACCAACCAUGCACAUAUCUUUUCAAUGAUUAUUUGCCUCUUUUUACCAUGACAGUAAUUUAAAAACCUGUGGGUAAUGAAAUGUUCAUACUAUCUGCUGUGAUAGAUUGACUUGCAGAUUAUACAUCACAGACGGGUGGUAAAUUGUGAAGUAAUCCAAUCCUUUUUGGUUGUUUUGUUUUCUGUGCAAAUGAUUUCACGUGUGGGAAUGAUUCAUUAACAUUGAAAACUCUUUUGAGACCUCCUCUAAACUAAGUUUAAAAUCAGGUGCUCAUCAUCUACACUGUUUUGAAAUCACUUUGAGAGGCUUGGAUAUAAAUAAUUCAUAUGCAGGAUUCUUGCAGUUCUCCAAAUAUAUGUUAUUCGGUCUCUGUGGAGCUCAAAGAAAUUCAUUCAAUAACUAUGUGUUCUUUGAGCAAAUACAGCAUGGACUAUUGUCUUUGGACAGGUUUAAGAACGCCUCAGAUAAGGAAAGGUUUUCUGAGCGAAGUCAUAAGGAAAGUGAAAGAGAUAAAUUACUCCCAGUUGCCGGGUUUCACCAGGAACUUCUCUUUUUUCAGUUGACUGUUGUCUGUAAAAAAAAAAAAAGCAAAAAAACAACAACAUAUAUUUGUAUUUUGUUUGAGACGUCCGUCCUGACUA